This is a messenger RNA of Theileria orientalis strain Shintoku, 1629 nucleotides long. RefSeq names its product importin alpha. Gene Ontology annotation, cellular component: nucleus; cytoplasm. Gene Ontology annotation, biological process: NLS-bearing protein import into nucleus. The record is from RefSeq and is a predicted model, not a curated record. The coding region runs from base 1 to 1629 and encodes 542 amino acids. Gene Ontology annotation, molecular function: nuclear import signal receptor activity; protein binding. The transcript is spliced from 5 exons. Lineage: Eukaryota; Apicomplexa; Aconoidasida; Piroplasmida; Theileriidae.
AUGGACCCUAUAUUAAUUUUUAUAAGUGAGGACCGCAGAAAGGAGUACAAAAAGACUUUUGACGAUCCUCGUCGCAAACGGGAGGAUAUUCAAUCUCAGAUCAGGAAACAGACGCGUGAUCAGUAUUUACAGAAGCGUAGAUCUCAGGGUUUGAAUCCAGAUAACAACACCAGCAAUGAUCCUUCCUUUUAUCCUACCUCUUUGGAUUCCCACCACGAUCAGAUAAAAGAUAUUGACAAUGAGGAACCUAUCAAUUCCUCUAGCUGGACACCAUCUGCUCUUGCUCUACACGUAAACAAAAUCAAGUCUUCUGACUACCAAACUCAGUUAGAGGCCACGAAAUACUUUCGUAGACUAUUGUCAAUUGAACUUGACCCUCCGAUAGAGCAUAUUGUGAAAACCGGCAUAGUUCCCAUUUUUAUCGAUUUUUUGAGUCGUUAUGAUGCUCCUGAGCUCCAGUUUGAGGCUGCUUGGGCCAUAACCAACAUUGCUUCUGGGAACCAGCAACAGACCAAGGUUGCAACAGACAACGGGGCGGUUCCGAAAUUAAUAGCUUUACUGGAAGCUCCUAAGGAGGAAGUCAGAGAGCAGGCGAUUUGGGCUUUGGGGAACAUUGCCGGGGAUUCUGCACAGUGCCGCGACCUCGUUUUGGGCCUGGGCGCAUUGAAGCCACUUUUGUUCCUGCUCAAUAACACCCAGAGCACUAGUCUUUUAAGAAAUGCCACUUGGACCAUAUCUAACCUAUGCAGGGGCAAGCCUAAGCCGUUUUUCGACGACAUCAAGCCUGCCAUUCCAUUUUUGGCCAAUUUGAUUGAGCACCCGGACACGGAGGUUUUGACUGACGCUUGCUGGGCUCUAUCUUACAUUUCGGACGGCUCAGAGGAACAAAUACAGGCUGUUUUGGACUCAGGAGCAUGCCCUAGGUUAAUUCAGCUGAUGGACCACAUGUUGGCGGUUAUUCAAACGCCGUCACUCAGGACCGUCGGUAACAUUGCCACGGGGAACGACCGCCAGACGCAGCUCAUCGUCGACUACGGCUGCAUCCCAAUACUGUACAAGCUUCUGUUCUCUGAGAAGAAGACGAUAAGAAAGGAGGCGUGCUGGACACUGUCGAACAUUUCUGCGGGGACUAGAGGGCAAAUCGAGUCCUUCCUCCAGUCAAACGUAGUCGAGAAGCUCAUUGACCUCAUGAGCUGCAACGACUUCGACAUUCAGAGGGAGGCGAGCUGGGCAAUCUGCAACGCAGCCUCGGGCGGCGACCUCAAGCAGGCCGAAAACCUCGCCAGCCGCGGCUGCAUCAAGCCCAUCUGCUCCAUCCUCACGUCUUCAGACACUAAGCUGGUGGGCGUCGCCCUCAGGGCUCUGGAGAACAUCCUAACCGUCGGACACCACCUCAUGGAAAUCAAGAACCUUGGCAAGAAUCCGUACAAACAUUUAGUUGUCGAGUGUGAUGGCGUGAGGUAUCUGGACCUUUUACAGGAUAGCAAGCUGACGGCGAUUUACAAAAAGUCCAGGAACAUUCUGGAGCGGUUCUUCUCUAGUGACGACGACGCUGAAGUGGACGACUAUUCUACCGUAGGAUCCCAGUUCAACAGUUUAGUUCCCGACGGAGGCUUCCAGUUUAACUAA